This is a messenger RNA of Paramecium sonneborni, 747 nucleotides long. The record is from the annotation of a GenBank genome assembly. Lineage: Eukaryota; Ciliophora; Oligohymenophorea; Peniculida; Parameciidae.
AAUGCUUAAAAACCCAAGAGUAAAGGAAUGUCUAACAUCUCGAUUGUAAUAAUAGGAAUGUUGCAAAUUAUAAGGACAUGAAAAUAAUUUGAUUUAAUUUGUUUGUGCUUGUCAUGAAUGUCCAUAUCGAUAUUAGAAAGCAUGUGCACAUUGUGUAAUAAAAUUACAUGGGAAACAUGUAGAGGAUAUGAAAGAAAUAGAUGAAUUUGAUUAAAUAAUAAAUGAAAACAGUAAGAAAGCAAAGAGUUUAAUGAAAGAGAGUGAGGAACUGAUUUAAUAAUUGAAUAAUCCAUUUAGCAAUUUCUUUAAAUAAUUGAAAUAACAAUUGAAUGAGAUAAUUGAUAGUGUUUAAUAACGAUAUCUAGUAUAAAAUUAAGAGAGAGCAUAAUAAUUAAUAAAGAAUGAAUUAGAUUUGAUAAAUUAAUUCAAUUAGAAUGUAUGGAUUAAAUAGAACCGCUAUUUAAAUGAUCAUUCUCUGACGCAAUAUGAUCGAUCAUUAAAGACAGCCUAAGAGAAGUUGAAUAAUGCAUUUUAGUUAUUUGAAUUGAAAUAGUUGUUAGAAACAAACUUAAUAAUCUUAAUUGAAGAUUUUGGUAAAAAUAAUGGAAUGAGUUAUAUUAGCAAUACUAGUAGGAAUAUGAGUUAAAGACAUAAUAGUUGUCAUAAUACAAUGACUCCAAGAUCAGCAUUAAAUGUGUUUAAUCACAAUAUUAGUGUGGUUAGAUCUAAGAAAAUUAGGAAUUGAUU